Aureococcus anophagefferens is the source of this 956-nucleotide messenger RNA. RefSeq lists its product as hypothetical. The annotation marks the transcript as partial. The record is from RefSeq and is a predicted model, not a curated record. NCBI's taxonomy places the organism in Eukaryota, Pelagophyceae, Pelagomonadales, Pelagomonadaceae. The transcript has a single exon. Gene Ontology annotation, molecular function: protein phosphatase regulator activity. Gene Ontology annotation, biological process: protein dephosphorylation. Gene Ontology annotation, cellular component: protein phosphatase type 2A complex; cytoplasm.
GCGGGCGCCGCGCCGCCGCGGAGCGCCGCGGCCGCCGUCAACGCCGCCGCGGCCUGCUGCGCCGUCGCGCCGGCGGCCCACGGCGCCCUGCCCGAGCGGCUCCGGCCCCUCGUGCGCGCCGCGCUGACGACGCUCGCGAGGGACGCGGGCGACGCCGUCGCGCGCGCGCACGCGUGCCGCGCGCUGGGCUGCUGCGGCGGCGCGGCGCCCCUCAAGCGCCACGUGGCCAACUGGCUCGUGCGGGCCUGCGAGCGCCACGCGCGCGACGCGCUGCCCUGCGUGCGCCGGGGCGCGCUCGACGCGUGCCUCGCGCUCGCGGCCGCGCUGCCCGCGACGUUAGAGGCGUCGCGCGCGGGCUCGGCGCUGUCCCGCGCCGAGGAGGUGCAUUUAUUGCACUGCAAGCUCAUGCCCGUGGCGACGGCGCUCGCCGAGGACGCCGCGCCCGAGGUCCGCGCGGCGGCCGCGCGGCGCGCGGGCGCGCUCUGCGACGCCUUCGGGCCGAAGCGGUCGGCGAUCCUGGUCGACGAGGUCCACUCGUUGGUGGAGGACGCGGACGUGCGCGUGCGCUGCGCCGCCGCGCGGGCCCUGCCGGCCGUCGCGCGCGCGGCGCUCCGGGGCGCCGCGUCGUCGGGCGACGCGUUGGGGCUUUUGACGCCCGCGGCGACGCGCCUCGCGUCGGACCCGAACGCCGACGCGCGGGCGGCGCUGGCCGCCGCCGUCGGUGGGUUCCUCGACAUGCUCUGCGCCGACGUCCUGGGCGGCGCGGCGCCGCCGCCGGCCCCCGCGGCGGCGGAGAAGAGCGACGACAGCGACGACGACGGCGGCGAGACGAGCGCUUUAGACCGCGCCAUUUUUCCCUUAUUGCUCAUCUUGGUCAACGACGAGGUGCCCGACGUGGCCUGCACGGCGCUCCGGGCUUUGGCGAGCGCCGGGGGGGACGAGCGGUUGGACGCGCG